AAAAUCUCCCGGCAUGCCGUGCAGCUGGACGAGAAGAAGCACCGUGAUGGAGUCCGCGGGAGGCUGAGCGAGAGGCUGAGGGCCCAGCGAGCUCCGAUCCGAGCUGAAUGCAGUUAGAAGCCCGCACUUCUGCGGAGAGCAACUUUACGAAGAACCGCGACGCUCCAUGAGCGCUAGAUAGCCCCUGCUGUGGAUACUGUCGGUUUAGCUGGUUAUCAUGGCGACAGACGUGGGCUCGCCGCAGCGUUUCUUCCACAUGCCGCGUUUCCAGCACCAGGCACCGCGGCAGGUGUUCUACAAGAGGCCGGACUUCGCGCAGCAGCAAGCCAUGCAGCAGCUCACAUUCGAUGGCAAGCGUAUGAGGAAGGCUGUGAACCGCAAGACCAUCGACUACAACCCAUCCGUCAUCAGAUACUUGGAGAACCGUUUGUGGCAGCGAGACCAUCGAGAUUUCAGGGUGAUCCAACCCGACGCAGGAUUUUACAAUGAUCUCGUUCCUCCCAUCGGCAUGUUGAGCAACCCAAUGAAUGCGGUCACCACCAAGUUCGUCCGAACCUCCACCAACAAAGUCAAGUGUCCCGUGUUCGUCAUCAGGUGGACGCCCGAAGGCCGCCGCUUGGUGACCGGAGCCUCCAGUGGGGAGUUCACUCUGUGGAAUGGACUUACCUUCAACUUCGAGACCAUUUUACAGGCACACGACAGUCCGGUCCGGGCCAUGACGUGGUCUCAUAACGAUAUGUGGAUGCUAACAGCAGACCACGGCGGCUACGUGAAGUACUGGCAGUCCAACAUGAACAACGUGAAGAUGUUCCAGGCUCACAAGGAGGCGAUUAGAGAAGCCAGUUUCUCUCCGACUGAUAAUAAAUUUGCCACCUGCUCGGACGACGGGACGGUGCGGAUCUGGGACUUCCUGCGCUGCCACGAGGAGCGGAUCCUCAGAGGUCACGGUGCUGAUGUAAAGUGUGUCGACUGGCACCCCACUAAAGGCCUGGUGGUGUCGGGCAGCAAAGACAGCCAGCAGCCAAUCAAGUUCUGGGACCCGAAGACGGGACAGAGUCUGGCUACACUCCACGCCCACAAGAACACAGUGAUGGAGGUGAAGUGGAACUUGAACGGUAACUGGCUGCUGACGGCGUCACGUGACCACCUGUGCAAACUGUUUGACAUCAGAAACCUGAAGGAGGAGCUGCAGGUGUUCAGGGGACACAAGAAGGAGGCCACAGCGGUGGCGUGGCAUCCUGUCCACGAAGGCCUGUUUGCCAGCGGAGGCUCCGAUGGAUCGCUGCUCUUCUGGCACACCGGGGUGGAGAAGGAGGUCGGAGGGAUGGAGAUGGCUCACGAGGGAAUGAUCUGGAGUCUGGCCUGGCACCCGCUGGGGCACAUCCUGUGCUCCGGCUCCAACGACCACACCAGUAAGUUCUGGACGAGGAACCGACCUGGCGAUAAGAUGAGAGACCGUUACAACCUGAACCUGCUGCCCGGGAUGUCGGAGGACGGCGUGGAGUACGACGACGUGGAGCCGAACAGCAUCGCCGCCAUCCCCGGAAUGGGCAUCCCUGAGCAGCUAAAGGCGGCCAUGGAGCAAGAGCAAAGCAGUAAAGAGGCAGAUCCUGAGGUUGAAAUGUCCAUCCCCGGGCUGGACUGGGGCAUGGACGAGGUCAUGGGAAAAGACGCCAAGAAGGUCCCUCAGAAGAAAGUCCCGUACGCCAAACCGAUCCCAGCACAGUUCCAACAGGCCUGGGCGGAGAAUAAAGUACCCAUGAUGCCUCCUUCUGCAGAUUUGUCCAAAGACCGGAAGGUGGAGCAAAAAGUGGAGAUGAAGAAGAAAACUCAGGCAGAAAUUGAGCAGGAGAUGGCGGCUCUGCAGUACACCAACCCCAUGCUGCUGGAGCAAAUGAAGAUGGACCGAAUGAACCAGAUGAACACUGAUGGGAACAUGGGCCCCCCACAGGGACAGGGCUCUUUGCCCCCCUUCCCGGGCCCUGGAGGUCCUGGAGGUGCCAUGCCUCCUGGCCAGCAGGGUUGUCCUCAGAACAUGCCCCCUCAACAGAUGUCCAACAACAUGGGCCCCCCCAUGGGCCCUGGAGGCAUGCAGCCUCCAUUCAUGGGCCCUGGACAGAUGGGUCCACCGUCUGGACCCCAGUCUCACCAGGGCCCACCUCAGGGCAUGAUGGGCCCACCGGACAUGCAGGGGCCCCAAGGUAUGCAGAGACAUCCCGGCCCUCCGAGGAAUAUGGGUCCCCAGGGGCCCCAUGGUAUGGGACCCAGGGGGAUGCAGGGGCCCCCUGGUGGAAUGAUGGGUCCCCCUCCUCGAGGAAUGGGUCCAAGGGAUCCUCAAGGGCCCCCAGCUCAGGGGGGAAUGAUGCCACCUCAAGGGAACAUGAUGGGUCCCCAGGGUUCUAUGCAGGGUGGGAUGAUGGGGCCCCCACCAAGGACACAUGGCAACAUGCCAAACAACUAUGGUAUGGGCAACAUGCAGGGGCCCCCAGGAGGGAUGCAUGGACCUCCAGGAAAUAUGCAGGGGGCCCCAGGUAACAUGCAGGGGCCCCAUGGAAACAUGCAGGGGCCCCCAGGUAACAUGCAAGGUCCCCAUGGAAACAUGCAGGGGCCUCCAGGCAACAUGCAGGGGCCCCAUGGAAACAUGCAGGGACCUCCAGGCAACAUGCAAGGGCCCCCGUACAUGCAGCAUCAGGGUCAGAACUCUGGGCCCAUGAUGCACGGGAUGGGGCAGCAGGGGCCCAACAGCAAAGACCCUCGGGGCCCACCACCAAAUCACCACAUGGGCCCUCCAGACCGGCAGGGUCCUGGGGGACCAGACCAGGGCUCAGGGCCUUACUGGGGGGACAACCAGCAGGGCCGACAUGGGUCACAGGACUUUGAUGGAGGCCAGGACUUCCACAGCAGAGAGGAAGGUUGGAGGCCAGGACCAGGAUAUCAGGGAGGAGGAGGAGGUGGCCACAGGGGGGGAGGACACCGAGGAGGAGGGAAUGGAGGGAACUGGGGACCUGACGACCGGUUCGGUGGGGAAGGGUUUAGAGGACGGAGAGAUGACAGGUUCAGAGGAGGCGGUUCUGGCCGGCCCAGCGUUCGAGGUUAUCCCGAUGAGUACAGCGGCCAGGAGGAAGGUUUCGAUGGCCCAGAGGAGAUGGGCCGAGGCUGGGACACCGGAGGCCAUGGAAGGCCACCUCGAGGAGGAGGACCACCCAGAGGAGGAGGUCACGAUGGUUAUCGGGACGGGCAACAGAUGCAUGAUGGGUCGUCACCAGCUGGCCGAGAGCGCCCAUCAUCCAUGCAAGGGAUGGACAUGGCGUCACUGCCCCCCCGCAAGCGUCCCUGGCAAGAUGGCCCAGGAACUGGAGACCCCCGAGAGCAUGACUCGGCGGGACCCGAAGGAGGUCGCCCCCCUCAGAGGGAUGACGGCGGUUAUGGCCCGUCUGGUCGAGGUGGACGAGGUGGUUGGGGUCCCGGAGGAGGACCGGGAUUGGGCCCCAGGAGAGGAGGACCACCAACCAGAGGAGCACCGCGGGGGGGCAGCCGGGGCCGGUAGUCACGAAGAAAGGAGAGAAAUGAAAAAAACAAAACGAGUCCCAUUAUCCUCCUCUCCACUGGUCGUCUCCCCGCCGGUUCCUGCACAGACCUGAGAGCAGAACUUUCUGACGGACUCGUGGUCAUGUGACAGGCUGAGGCCUGUGCUGGGUUGUGAUUGGUGCUGCAGAGACUGAACCUGCAUCUCUUUUAUUCACCUCAUCUGCAGCCGUUUGUCCUUUUUGUAACAGAUUUCUAUGUUUCUGUGUUUUCACUGAGGUGGACAAUAAAGAUUCACACUUCAAACUGU
This is a messenger RNA of Archocentrus centrarchus (flier cichlid), 3835 nucleotides long. RefSeq names its product WD repeat domain 33 (gene wdr33). The coding region runs from base 218 to 3547 and encodes 1109 amino acids. Gene Ontology annotation, cellular component: mRNA cleavage and polyadenylation specificity factor complex. Gene Ontology annotation, biological process: mRNA 3'-end processing. The transcript has 21 exons. Gene Ontology annotation, molecular function: protein binding. Lineage: Eukaryota; Metazoa; Chordata; Actinopteri; Cichliformes; Cichlidae. The record is from RefSeq and is a predicted model, not a curated record.